AUGCGACCGCGACCCAUCUCUGGCCCCCUGACCCGUACCGCUCCGCCGCCCUCCUCAGCAGCGUCGAGCGACGCGUCAGCCCCCACUACCCCCGUCCAUCACCGCGGGGCCGCCCCACCGCGCCAAUCAGCGAUGGAGUCGCCGGCCCCUCGCUCUUUAUGCUCGUCCGCGUCGUCGCUGCACUCCGCCGAGGGGGAUAGCGACAUGGAAGCCCACGCCGUCCGCCCAUCUGCUCCUUCGCGACCGGAGACACCACGAGCUGUGCCUCUGUCCGCGGAAAGCGAGCCUAAGAGGAGGUCGCUAUCCUUCUCUGCGUUUGAGCGGCCUUCGGCUAUGGACACGGACGCGCAAACAACCAAAGCCCGAAUCCGCCGACCGCGUAGCCCGGAAGAGGACACCGAGGCUAAGCGGUACAAACCCGCCCCCCAACGCGCGAUUGGCGCGAUACGCCGGAGCGGUCGAGGGCAGAUCAUACGCCCUUGUGCCGGUGCUCGUCGUCAUAACACAGCAGCCAACGCGGGUCGCCCCUCCCGCGCCACGUCACAAAAUUACUUGGGACACUUUCACAGGUACACCACUACGCCUUCUCGGCCGGUCAACUCCGCUGCCGACUUGGAGAGGCUGGCAGCCGAGCUGACGGACAGCAUUAGAGGCGCCCUUGACUCGGCUAAGAUGACUAUCCCGCUUACCCAGGGGCGAUUACCACCCUUGCCGGCUCACCUCAAGGCAAUGCUAGUCGACAAGCGGCGCCUCUGA
Messenger RNA from Arctia plantaginis, 756 nucleotides. The record is from the annotation of a GenBank genome assembly. NCBI's taxonomy places the organism in Eukaryota, Metazoa, Arthropoda, Insecta, Lepidoptera, Erebidae.